AUGGUCCCUGACAUGUGCUGGCUGCCGAGCCGUGGCCAGGAAGGGUUUGGAGAAGAGCUGGCUGGGCUCAGGGUGAGCCUUGCGCUGCGGUCAGGCGGGCAGUCGAGUCCCGGAGCCUGGGGUUGGGCCCGCCAUCAAGGUGGAGCUGUUAGUACAGUUCCUGAUCACUUGGUUGAGGUGCACCGACCGGUUCAGCCAUUUAAAGCGUGUGCUGCAGGACAUAAUGCAUCAGCAAAAGAAGAUGUGAGGCAAGCUGAUAUGACUGGCCAGGGCAUAGUACUCUCUUUGUCUCCUGGCUUCAGUGGCCAAAACCCAAUUGUUGAAUUAUUUUCUCACGGAUGUUACGACUGUAGGAUCGUGCUAACUGACCCCUCUGGAGUUUUCACUUCUCCGUGCUUCCCCAGUGAUUAUCCCAACAGCCAAGCGUGCAAGUGGAUCAUUCGAGCACCUCAUGGAUUCAUCAUACAACUAACAUUUAUUGAUUUUGACAUUGAAGAAGCUCCUGGCUGCAUUUAUGAUUCACUGACAUUAGACAAUGGAGAAAGCCCGAUGAACCUUUGUGGCAUCACUGCCAAAGGAUUAUCCUAUAACUCUACUGGAAAUGAAAUGAUCGUGUCAUUUAAAAGCGACUUCAGUAUCCAAAAGAAAGGUUUUAAUGCCAGCUAUGUACGAAUUGCUGUAUCUCUGAGGAAUCAGAAAGUCAUCAUUCCCCAGGUUCCUGACGUUGAUGCUGUGUCCGUGGCAGAGACUGUCUCAAUGCCAGAGCUUAGGCAGUUUACACUGUGCUUUGAAGCAACCAAGGGCAGCAGCGAUGACGACGACGACUGGAAGGUUUUCUCCUACACCGACGCGUUGUCGAGAGAAUUCUUCAGCUUUGGGAAGACUACAAAAGGCCAUUUUCUGUCCGUCUCAGGCAUGCAGUGCAUCCUUGAGAAUGCAUUGCCCCGAAAUGCAGACUUUUUCACGGGAACCUUUCAACAGCUCUGUGUCGUAGGGGAUAGCUUCUCGGGCAGUAUAGGUAUAUAUGCCAAAAGCACCUAUCAUAUAGUGUACUGUCCGGGUAUCUUUGGCAAAGUUAUCCCUGGAAAUGGCAGGCUGGUGCUGGGCUCUAACAGCAAUGAAGUGAGCUCUCUAAACGGGGACAUUUACAACUUCCGCCUCUGGAAUUUCACCAUGAAUGCGCAAACACUGGCCAACCUCAGCUGUGAUGUGAAAGGAAACAUUGUAGACUGGGAAAAUGAAUUCUGGAGUAUUCCAACUUCAGCACUGAAAGCAGAAAACAAUUUGAGUUGUG
This is a messenger RNA of Cariama cristata (Red-legged seriema), 1294 nucleotides long. Its product is annotated as G-protein coupled receptor 126-like. The record is from RefSeq and is a predicted model, not a curated record. Gene Ontology annotation, molecular function: serine-type endopeptidase activity. NCBI's taxonomy places the organism in Eukaryota, Metazoa, Chordata, Aves, Cariamiformes, Cariamidae. The transcript has 4 exons. The annotation marks the transcript as partial.